AUGAUGCGGGCACUCUUGGAAGAGUACUUCGACUCGGUGCAUUGGUUUAGCUUGGUCAUCUAUGAGCCAAGAUUCCGGCCAAAACUCGACUCUAUCAAGGAUGGCCUCGCUUAUUCGUCGCAGAAGUCAUUCCUCCUCCUCCUGUCCACAGUUGUGGGAAUGGGAGCAUGGUACAAGUCUCACAGGAAGGACGUGGAUCCGGACUUUCCAGGCGAGGAUUGGCACGCCUGGUCGCAGUCCCUCGUUCAAGGCGCGGGUUCCCAAUUGGCUGAACUGAUGGACCAGAGUACCAUCUCGUCUGUUCAGACGUGUAUCUUGCUCGGCUCCUACUAUGUCUACCAUGGGAAGCCUAAUCUAUCCUUUGCGUUACUAGGCGCAACCAUUCGAACGGCACAAGCCAUCGGCCUCCACCGCCAGCCGCUACGAGGCGAUCCUCACUAUGUCGAAGAGAGGAAAAGAGUCUGGUGGACUAUCUACACAUGGGACCGGUUCGCUUCUAUUACGUACGGACGACCCAUCGGCAUCAACGAGAAGGACUGCAAUACACACCACCCGAUUGACGUAUGCGAGUCGCCCUACUUCAGAGGGACGAACCCCCCAGAAGCCGACUUAACAAUAUGUUACUCGUCCUACCAACGAGAGCUCAACAAACUCUACCUUAUCGCGUCACCCAUCAUCGAGACCAUCUUCGGGAUGCGGGCGGUGGGACCCAACGAACGGCCGAGCGGACCACAAUACACUGAUCAGAUCACGCACGUGACGGAGAAGCUUUGGGCGUGGCGCCGACAUCUGCCACCUCAUCUUCUACUAGACAUGGCUGCUGACUGCAGUAUGGAUCAAUCACGCACCGCACGGGUGCACCAGCUGCAAGCGUUGUCCCUCCAGCUUACAUUUGACAACCUCCUCAUCAUCUUCAAUCGCCCGUUAAUCGCAAAACAAGUGGACCACCUCAUCAGGACGCAACCGGAAAGCGGGCAUGGUAACGCACUAUCUCCGGCAAGUCUUACGAACACCGAAUCCCCAUUUCAUGCGGUUCAUGAGUCUAGCCCGCUCAACAGAAGCCACAUGUCGAGCACGGAGCAAUGGUGGGACGCCGCGCUGAGAACAUCAAAGGUGACGGAGCUACCACGGCUUUCUCAGCUAGCCACUGAUAGCCACCUGGUAGCUUUCUUGGCUAUCAAUCUGUUCAACUCUGCAAUCGUCAUGGCUGUGUUGGCGCUGUCUGACCCACUCUCGGACAGAGCACAGGAAGUGAAAAGGACAAUCACACGCAUCUUUCGCUUGCAAGAGCUACUCGGCAAAAAGACACAGCUCUCGAUGCAGAGUAAUGCGGUCCUCAAAGACGUCAUCCAGAUGCUGCUGCGCAGAGAAGCAGAUGCCAUCUUUGGCGAGAGCGAUGUGACAAGAUCGCACACCGGGACGGCGCAGAUGUCUGUCGAAGACACCCUUCGUCUGCCGACGCAACUGCCACCGAGUGGACACAACAGACAGCAACAGAGUACAGUUGACAGCAUGCAACGCGUUCACGAGAGCAUGGCGUCAGUACAGAGAGUGUUUCCCGCCGCCCUCGAUAGCGUCUCCCGUGACGACUCAGCUUAUGUCCCGCAACGGGGCACGAAUGACGGUGGCAUGAAUCACCUGCCUAGCGAACACAAUGAUUGGACAAAUGCUAGCACCGGAGGCUUCAACCUCGAAGGCGAGCUGGACUGGAUCAGCGAUGAAAACGGUGUUGAUGUUACUGGCAAUGGCCUCUACUGGUUCUGGGAUUCCGUCUGGAACGAGCCACAAUUCUAG
Alternaria conjuncta is the source of this 1794-nucleotide messenger RNA. RefSeq lists its product as uncharacterized. Lineage: Eukaryota; Fungi; Ascomycota; Dothideomycetes; Pleosporales; Pleosporaceae. The coding region runs from base 1 to 1794 and encodes 597 amino acids. The record is from RefSeq and is a predicted model, not a curated record. The transcript is spliced from 3 exons. Gene Ontology annotation, molecular function: zinc ion binding; DNA binding. Gene Ontology annotation, biological process: DNA-templated transcription.